This is a messenger RNA of Solanum pennellii, 747 nucleotides long. RefSeq lists its product as uncharacterized. The coding region runs from base 25 to 660 and encodes 211 amino acids. Lineage: Eukaryota; Viridiplantae; Streptophyta; Magnoliopsida; Solanales; Solanaceae. The record is from RefSeq and is a predicted model, not a curated record. The transcript is spliced from 2 exons.
CUCCCCAAAAAAGAUGUCAUACCUAUGUCAGAUCCUCCAAAAAAAUGCAUUGGCGUUUGGAGGUUCUGGCACGCAAUCAACGGGAUUUUGGAAGAGUCCGAGCAACAUAGGGUAAUAUUUGCUAAGUAUGUUCCAUGUUCUGUUAUCUGUCCUUUUGUCAUUUGGGAUUUUCUGAGUGUUCUUUGGUUGCAGCCAGCAAAUGGAACUGCAAUACUAGGAAAAGAGGUUGUUAUUUGUAAAUAUCGAUCUGAUCACACUGUUGCACUGGGCUUAUUGUCUUUUAUCUUUCUUGCUGCAUCUGCUGUGUUCGGCUUUUCGUCAUUGUUUUACCCAUAUAAGGGGAAGUCAAUUCCUCAGGCUGUUCUGCUGAGAAGCACUAGUUUCGUCGUAUUCCUCAAUGUUGCUUUGGGUAUAACUGGCUUAGCAGCAGUGCUGUUGUUGUGGCCUACAAUCAGUGAGCAACUUCAUAUCACGCGUAACAUACACCACAACCUGAACACAGAGUGUCCAACUGCCAAGACUGGUCUUCUCUGUGGCGGCGCCUUCUCGUCUCUUGACUCUGCGCUCUUCUGGUUGGUUUGCUUGAUGCUGGCUAAUAAUGCUCGAGACGAUUACUUUGAAGAUGCAGCAGCAGCAGAUCGAGGAUGCAGUAAACGAUGAAGAAGAUGUAGUGCCUAAGAUGUGUGUUAUGUCUUUCACUCACUUGCUUCCUUUUUUCUGAUUCAGAGGGCAAACUUUUUAAUUGAG